UUUUUGGCUUCCUAAAAUACUUAUUUUAGCCUCCUAUUUCUAGAACUUUUCUAAGUUCGAUUCAGGUUCCAUCAGGCCAGAGAAAGGGACAUCCAGCCUUGUUAAAAGCACAUUCAGUAGAUGCCAAAAUGCACCAGAGCCUCAUGUAAACAGCAUGGAUUACAUUAGCAGGCCUCCCUGGAUGAGUGGACUCUUAUUCCCAAUUCUCUCUCGCCUACCUCAUCCUCACCCCAUGGUUAUAUAACCUUCUGAGUGGAAUUUGGAAAUUCCCCUGACCCAGCCUGCCUGCUGAUAGAGCUGAGCCAGUGGCUGGCAGGGGCACAAUCUAAGAGGCGAAACUGGAAAACACACAAGUCCUCUUCUGAGCCCAGACACUGCAAGCAAGGAACGAAGGACUCGCCCUGUCUCCUUCCUCCCCUCUGACUUCACCCAACAAGCACCUGACCCUCCCAGAUGCAGUGGGCAGGGCCACAGGCCCUCAGAGGGCCACGGUGGGGCGGAGGUGCACACACCAACAAUAUUUAAGAUGCUGACUUGGUGGAGUGCUCAGGCCUCAGAAGAAACGCAGUAAGAGGCUCACUAGGCCCUACCUUCAGAAACGCUAAGGAAGAGCAACAAGAGAACACACCAAGGGGGAGACCAUCGGGGCAGAAAGCGGGCAGAAAGCGGAGGGCUUGCUCUUGCUCUGUAGGACCUCCAGUGGGCACAACCAGGGCCUUGAAAGAUGCUGAAAAAUCGCUUCUCAGCUCUGACCUGGCUCUGUGUCUUCAUCGUGGCCUUUGUCGGUCACCCGGUGUGGCUGCAGAAGCCCCCUAAGCGCAAGACGCCUGCACAGCUGAAAGCUGCCACCUGCUGCGAGGACAUGAAGGAGCUCAGAGCGCAGGUGGCCAACCUCAGCAGCCUGCUGGCUGACCUGAGCAAGAAGCAGGAGAGCGACUGGGUCAGCGUGGUCAUGCAGGUGAUGGAGCUCGAGAGCAACGGCAAGCGCAUGGAGUCCCGGCUCACAGAUGCCGAGAGCAAGUACUCCGAGAUGAACAACCAGAUUGACAUCAUGCAGCUGCAGGCGGCGCAGACGGUCACGCAGACCUCCGCAGAUGCUAUCUAUGACUGUUCGUCCCUGUACCAGAAGAACUACCGCAUCUCUGGGGUGUACAAGCUUCCUCCUGACGAAUUCCUGGGCAGCCCCGAGCUGGAGGUGUUCUGUGAUAUGGAGACUGCAGGUGGGGGCUGGACCAUCAUCCAGAGACGCAAGAGUGGCCUGGUCUCCUUCUACCAAGGCUGGAAGCAGUACAAGCAGGGCUUCGGCAGCAUCCGGGGGGACUUCUGGCUGGGGAAUGAGCACAUCCACCGGCUCACCAGGCAGCCGACACGGCUCCGUGUGGAGAUGGAGGACUGGGAGGGCAACAUGCGCUACGCAGAGUACAGCCACUUCGCUCUGAGCAAUGAGCUCAAUAGCUACCGCCUCUUCCUGGGGAACUACAGUGGCAAUGUGGGCAAGGACGCCCUCCUCUACCACAACAACACGGUCUUCAGCACCAAGGACAAGGACAAUGACAACUGCUUGGACAAGUGUGCCCAGCUCCGCAAAGGUGGAUACUGGUACAACUGCUGCACGGACUCCAAUCUCAAUGGGGUCUACUACCGCCUAGGAGAGCACAGGAAGCACCUGGACGGCAUCACCUGGUACGGCUGGCAUGGGGCCACCUAUUCCCUCAAACGGGUGGAGAUGAAGAUCCGCCCAGAAGCCUUCAAGCCCUGAAAGGAGCCCUCUGGGGAGCAGGCAGGGCUGCAGAAGUGAGACAGGCAGGGGCUAGGGAGGGCAGGGUAGAGGACGGGUAAGGAUGAGGACUGGCCCACCACCUCUGAUGGAAGUUAUUCUCUGAGGAGCAUGGCAGGACUAGUAUGUGUUCUGCAAAGUCAGCACAUGGACAUGAUAAAAUUGUAAAUACCAAGGCUGCCAUGGUAAAUGGGUGAAGCAUUUAAAUGCAGUGGGUGCUGCCACAGACUCCUAGGAUUCUCAGGGUGCAGGGCUGAGUGGGCUCCCUCUGCCCCUGAUCUCUGUACAGACAGAGUGGCAGCUCCUCUUUUGCACAUGAUUUAUCUGUGGGGAAAUAAAAGGGUGAGGACACUUUGCCCAUUUUCUCUAAGGCUUAGGUUGCAUAAGAAGAAAACAAGAACUAUGAUUUACUUGCCAAAAGAGAGGCCUUGAGUAUUACAGAAAGGAACGAAAGUUGGAGGUAGAGGAGGGCAAUAUUUAUUUUUAAACCCACUGACAUUUUCUUUGGUUUAUAUAUUUUUAAAACACUCAAACCGCAUUGGGCAGGUGAUGAGCUACUCUAGGCUGGACUUGCUUGGAGGAGGCUCUGGGGCCCUGGGCCUAGCAGUCAGAAUCUUGGGCCCUCCCUGCUCACCUGGGUCAGAGACGGGCAAUGAAAGGCACCACUUGGGUCUGGCCAGGCGGGAGGUAGGCACAGCCCCUCUGUGUUUGCACAAAACCGAUUUGAAACAUUCCCAGUCAACACAGAUAUGUCUCUUUUUAUGGACUCAAAGAGCUCCCUUUUUGUCUGUAAGAAAUGGCUGAAAAAUGAAGGUAGAUGGCGCUAUGGUUAACAAUCUGUGCUGCACAGAAGCAUCUGGCUUUGUAAAAAUAAAAUACUAUAGUUGGUGUUUUAAACAUGUCAAGUGUCAUUUCGUUCUACAAUAAACACUUUUAAAAAAUGAG
Molecule: messenger RNA, 2722 nt
Organism: Perognathus longimembris pacificus (Pacific pocket mouse)
Lineage: Eukaryota; Metazoa; Chordata; Mammalia; Rodentia; Heteromyidae
Gene: Angptl7
Product: angiopoietin like 7
Exons: 5
Coding region: 725-1759 (344 amino acids)
Source: RefSeq, a predicted model, not a curated record